AUGCGUGAUGGCUGGCUGGCCACUGGUAGAGCAAAGUCGUUCGGCAGACUUCGACUCGUUCUUAUAUCCUGCUCAAUUGCUGCCAAUGCGAUAUGCGCUGGAGGGAUCUACACCUUCCCACUUAUCUCGCCCGCUCUCAUGGCGCGGAUGCACUUGACGCAGCCGCAAUUGAGCACUAUCAUGCUAGCGGCAAUGGUUGGGCAAUACGCUAUGGCGGUCCCUGCCGGUAAAGUCCUCGAUCGUUACGGGCCGCGAGUGUGCUCGCUGCUAGCAUCCGUCAUAUUCGCAUUCGGAUAUGGCAUGUUCGCUCGCCAAUUUGCUUUGACACCCGAAGGAGCGUCCGUAGGAUCGGCUUCGGCAAUUCCCCAGCUCACUGUCUGUUUCGGUGUCCUUGGUAUCGCGAUCAUCUUGUCAUACCUCUCAAUGCUCUUUGCCGCAACUAGGACGUUUCCUCAGUUCAUGGGAUUUGCAUCAGGGACGAGUCUGGCGAUCUUCGGCUUGUCACCAUUGUUCUUGUCCUGGAUCGCCACCGAAUUCUUCACGCCUACCGACGGCGUUCUGGAUGUAACUCGCUUCUUCACCUUCAUGGCCCUACUAACAGGCGUUGUGAACUUCCUGGGAGCUCUGAUUCUGCCCGGUCCAGCUGCCGCAGAUAUGCCAGUCGCACCGACGUCCGAGGCAACCGCAAUGGCACACGAUCCAGACGAGGAUGCAGAAGCACAUGAAGAGACCUCUCUACUGACGUCGUCCGUACAGUCUCUCACGGGGCUUGAUGCCUUGUGCGCCGAUCAGCCCGAGCACCUCUCCGCAAUGGAGCUGCUGAAGAACCCGUAUUUUGGUUGUUCUCUUCGUCCAUCUCAUUGGUUGUCGGCAGAGAUGAUCAAGUCCAACAUAGGCAUGAUAGUGCUGUCUCUUCCCACCACGUCCCACACAGAGAAUAUAUCCACGCAGGUCCAGCUCAUCGCGAUAUCUGACACCCUGGCACGGCUCCUCCUUGGGCCCUUUGCGGACAUCAUAUCCCCUGUCCCUACUUACUCCGCCAAUGGCGUCUGGGCUUUCCCUCGCAAACCAUACGUGACACGAAUAAUGUUCAUGGCCGGCGCUGCCUCGUUAUUCACGAUCGCCUUUAUAUGGCCGAUUAUUGGCGUGCGGUCGCAAGAGGCCCUCUGGCCUCUGAGUGUCGGUACUGGGAUUGUAAACGGCGCUAUAUUCACCACGCUUCCGAGCAUCUUGUCGUCGAUAUGGGGAGCACCAAACCAGGGGCGUAACUUCGGUUUCGUCUCCUACACAUGCUUCUUCGGCACGGCCACUUUCUCCUACCUAUACGCAUUCGUCGCCGACAGCCAUACAGCGCCAGGAGAAGGUGUCUGUCACGGCGUCCAGUGUUGGGAGACUACCUUCUGGUUGAGUUCUGCCGCUUCGUUGCUUGCUACAGGCUUCGCCGCCGUGCUCUGGCGGAAGUGGAACUCGAGAGUAUGAUGGAUUUUUAGAUCUUGUCGAUUGCUUUGCGCAUGUGUAACAUUAGUUGCUUUACUCGUAGACAUCCUGGCUAUUCGGUUUUCUG
Molecule: messenger RNA, 1564 nt
Organism: Fomitopsis serialis
Lineage: Eukaryota; Fungi; Basidiomycota; Agaricomycetes; Polyporales; Fomitopsidaceae
Product: MFS general substrate transporter
Exons: 7
Coding region: 1-1479 (492 amino acids)
Biological process (GO): transmembrane transport
Cellular component (GO): membrane
Molecular function (GO): transmembrane transporter activity
Source: RefSeq, a predicted model, not a curated record